Messenger RNA from Nicotiana tabacum (common tobacco), 3819 nucleotides. RefSeq names its product putative pentatricopeptide repeat-containing protein At1g77010, mitochondrial. Gene Ontology annotation, molecular function: RNA binding; protein binding. Gene Ontology annotation, biological process: RNA modification. Lineage: Eukaryota; Viridiplantae; Streptophyta; Magnoliopsida; Solanales; Solanaceae. The record is from RefSeq and is a predicted model, not a curated record.
UUUAGAGCGGGCGCUCUGUGCCGUAUUUUUUUUAUAUUUAUGUCUGUAUUUGUUUGGAUCAGCCGUUUUCUUUAAUAUGUCGAGGGGAUUAAUGAAUGACUGCUUUACUUCUAUCGAUAGAGGUCCUGCCUAAAGUUCUGACUCUUGCUUCAAGCUCUACUUUAGGAGAAUGGCCCACACGAUGUGAUCGACGUUGCAUCUCAACCUGGUCGCUUUAUUGAAUGUACCCGGCAUACUUUUUGAUGCGAUGUAUAGUUAACUGGCCCUUAACGCCCGUCAGCUCGUUCCGUUAACUCUCAACCCGUGUUGCUAACCGUCAGUUACCCCAGUUUGUUUUGCACAUUUCUGGAAUUUCCAUAAAAACUACACACACCUGGAAUUGUUUAAGCAAAAAGUAAACAUUUUCGUAAAAAAAUUCGGAUGUUUAUAUGACAUCUUUGAGAGGAUUAGUAUUUGGGAUGAAAAUUUUGAUGCACCUCCAAAGGAAGAAAGAAUGAUAAAGAAUCUCAUGUCCAUAGAUGGAGCUAGACUUGCAAUCCUGCGCUCGACUGCUCAAUACAUUCAACACCCGCCAAUCUCUUCCAAAGGGGAAGCAACUCCAUCUUGUUUUCCUCAAAAGAGGCAUCCUCAACUCUGCUCUCACAAUAGCCAAUCGCCUUCUGCAGAUGUACGCUAAGUGUGGACAAAUAAGCGAUGCAAAAUUACUGUUCGACGAAAUGUCUCAGAGAAAUUGCUUCACUUGGAAUACCAUGAUUGAAGGGUACAUGAAAUGGGGAAAUACAAACAAUUCUCUGUACUUGUUUCGUUCGAUGCCUUCCAAGAAUGAAUUUUCUUGGAAUGUAGUCAUUCUUGGCCUUGUCAAAGCUGAGGAGUUGGGUGUUGCUAGAAGACUUUUGCAUGAAAUGCCACGUAAGAACGAAAUAGUUUGGAAUUCACUUAUUCAUGGGUAUGCUAAAACGGGCUUCCCAGGAGUGGCUUUAUGCUUAUUUAAGGAGUUUAUAGACUGGGAUUUUCUUGAAAUGCGUGGUGCAUCACGUAUAGAUUCGUUUGUUUUGGCAACUGCAUUAGGGGCUUGUGCUGACACGAGAGCUGUCGAUUUAGGGAAGCAAAUUCAUGCUCGUACUAUAGUCGAUGAAGUUGAAGUUGAUUCUGUGCUGGCAAGUUCUUUAGUUAAUAUGUAUGGAAAGGGUGGUGAUUUGGAUAGCGCGAGUUACAUUUUGAACAGAAAGCAGAACCCUGAUAACUUUUCCUUGUCAGCAUUGAUAUCAGCAUAUUCAAACUGUGGUAGAAUGGAUGAUGCUAGAAAGAUCUUCAAUCUUGUAACUGAUCCUUGUAUUGUAUUAUGGAAUUCCAUGAUAGCAGGGUAUGUGGCAAGCGAUAAAGUGUCCGAGGCAUUAUUGCUUUUUGAGGAGAUGCACAGAGAGGGAGUUAUAGCGGAUUCCUCUACAUUAGCUAGUGUAUUGAAUGCAUGUGCUAGUGCACAUUCCCUUAAAAAUUGUUUGCAAAUGCAUGCUUAUGGUUGUAAGCUUGGACUGCUAGAUGACCUUAUCGUUGCUAGUGCUCUAGUUGACACAUAUGCUAAAUGUGGACGUCCUCACGAAGCUGCCAAUGUUUUUAAUGAACUCAAAAUACAUGACACAGUCUUGCUAAAUUCUAUGAUUACCAUUUAUUUUAGUUGCAACAGAAUUGAAUACGCGAGACAAUUAUUUGAGUCAAUGCCCUAUAAGAGCUUAAUAUCUUGGAAUUCCAUGUUAAUUGGUCUUAGUCAAAAUGGUUGUCCAGUUGAAGCACUGGAUCUUUUCUGCAGGAUGAAUAGGUUGGAUUUUAGGAUGGACAAAUUUAGUUUUUCAAGUGUGAUCAGUGCCUGUGCAAGCAUUGCAUCAGUUGAACUUGGUGAACAGAUUUUUGCAAGAGCUGUUAUGAUCGGUAUUGAUUGUGAUCAAAUAAUUUCUACCUCCUUAAUUGAUCUUUACUGCAAGUGUGGUUUUGUUACUGAUGCCAGGAAGCUCUUUAAACAAAUGAUGAAAUCCGACGAGGUUUCUUGGAAUUCUAUGUUGAUGGGUUAUGCUACAAAUGGUUAUGGAAAUGAAGCAUUAAAUCUAUUCCGCGAAAUGAGAAGUGCGGGUGUUUUGCCAACAAAUAUCACAUUUAUUGGAGUCUUGUCUGCCUGUGAUCAUUGUGGUCUACUGGAAGAGGGAAAAAGGUGGUUUUAUUCAAUGAUUUAUGAUUACCACAUUGAUCCAGGGAUUGAACAUUACUCCUGUAUGGUAGAUCUUUAUGCACGAGCAGGAUGUCCUGAAGAAGCAGUAAAGCUAAUUGAAAAGAUGCCAUUUGAGGCAGAUUCAAGCAUGUGGUUAUCCAUUCUGAGAGGAUGUGUAGCUCAUGGUAAUAAGAUACUAGGAGAGCUGGUGGCCAAACGCAUUAUAGAGCUUGAUCCUGAGAAUUCAGGUGCUUUCGUGCAAUUAUCAAACAUAUUUGCUUCAUCUGAGGACUGGGAAAGAUCUGCUUUUGUCCGGAGGCUGAUGAUAGAAAAGAAAAUCUAUAAGAGUUAUGGUCGAAGUUGGAGUGAUAUAUAAGAAGCGCAUAGGUUCAGGGGUCUAGAUAGUUAUUAUAGCAGUUGGAGAACUGCUGUGAGGUUCUUGAAAUCUUGGAAUUGUCUAGAUGCAUAGAUGAGGAGUUCUUAGCUGUUCCCAUCACCAAGGGAGAUAAACAUGAGUUUCAGAAAUUUGCUGGGGGACUCAAUACGACUACAGUUGAGGUAUCCUAGACUGUUUCAGUCAUACACGUGGUUUGGCAGUUCUUAACGGUGUUUUCUCUGAACAUUCUUGGUGUUUCUAUCUGUCGUUCAUUAUUGGCUUUCUUCGCCUCGCUUUUAUUCCUGAUACUGCCCGUGGCAUCCAAGGUGCUCCUUCACAUUUUUUAGGCCAGAAAUUUGCAAAAAGUUUAAAAAAAUAAAAUGAGAAGGGAGAGAAGUCUAUGGUCUCGCAGAACUCAUGGGCCUAUACGACCAGAACGUUAGGAAUUGGCAUAGUGAUCAUGGGGAUGAUAAAAGCCUGGUCUUACCUCGUAUAGUAGCAGCAACUCAAGUAAUUGUUGCUCCUAUUCCCUUCAAAGGAUGCUGAUACUAAAGGGAUCUUUGAUGCUUGUGUUGCCAUGGUUAAAAACUUGAAUGUAUCAGGUAUUCAUGCUGACGCAGAUUUAAGAGACAACUCUUAAACUGGAUGGAAAUAUUCACUGGUAGAAUGAUGGGGGAUUCCUCUUAAGAUGAUUGAACUUGGACAAAACGGCCUUGCAAACUACCAGGUAAGAGCUGUUCGACACUACAAUGCAGCCAAAACAGAUAUUUGUGUGGCUAAUCUAGUCGAAUAAAAUCUAUUUGAUGUUGGAAAACAAAAGCAAGAUUCUUGUCUUCAGGUUGUAAGAACCUGGGAUGAAUUUGUGGAAGCACUGAACCAAAAGAUAUUGGUCUUGGCUCGUUGGUGGUUAUGAGGUGUAUUGGCUUGGAUUAUGUGAUUCUAAGGAACCCAAAUAAUGUAAUCCUGACUGAAUCGUUAGAGUUAGUAAUCUAGAGUGCCGAAUCAAAUCUGGAUUUUCCUUGAGAUUCAUGGUCCCUGUUCAAACUUCAAAAGAUACUACUAGUUUCCUAGCACUUUCAUAAUGUUGCAUACAGAAUAAAUUGAAAAAUACGAGUGCAAAUAUCACGUCUUUUUAUUUGGAUGAAAUGCAAAUAUUAUGAACAUACAAUUUUUGUAUGGCGAAGAUGCGCACGCACACACACACACAAUACAGUAAGACGGACAUAGACGAUUUCUGAGUUAA